GCUCCAAGGUCUUCGCGCCGGGACCAUGCGCGGCCGCGAGCUCCCGCUCGUCCUGCUGGCGCUGGUCCUCUGCCAGGCGCCCCGGGGGUCGGCCGCCCCGGUGUCGGCGGGCAGAGGGACUGUGCUGGCCAAGAUGUACCCGCGCGGCAACCACUGGGCGGUGGGGCACUUAAUGGGGAAAAAGAGCACGGGAGAGUCCCCAUAUGUUUAUGAGGGAGGGAGCCUGAAGCAGCAGUUGAGGGACUACAUUCGGUGGGAGGAAGCCACAAGGAAUUUGCUGAGCCUCGUGGAAGCAAAGGGGACCAGAAGCCAUCAGUCACCUCACCCAGAGCCCCUGGGCCUUCGCCAGUCUGCUUGGAAUUCUGAUGACAGUGGCAACCUUAAAGACGUAGGUUCAAAACACGAAGUUGGUGGACUCUCUGCUCCAGGUUCUCAACAUGAAGGAAGGAAGCCCCAGCUGAGCUGACAAUGACAAUGACAGCCUCUCCCAAAGAAGCAAAACAAAACCCUUAGGAGACUGCGUUCUACGAGCAUCAAUUCUACUGGAUCAUCAACAAGAUUUCCUUUGUGCAAAAUACUUAGUUAUUCUUGUGUCUUUCACCCUUGACUAAAUUCAUGAUUUUCAGCUAGCAUCUUCUGGUUUGAACUUGUUUGCUGUGAAUAAUUGUCCAAAAAGAGUCUUCUAAUUAAUGCUCUUUACAUCUAGGCUAUUUGUCAAUUAGAUUCCAGUCCCUGACCUGUUACCAUUCACA
This is a messenger RNA of Ceratotherium simum simum (southern white rhinoceros), 752 nucleotides long. RefSeq names its product gastrin releasing peptide (gene GRP). The record is from RefSeq and is a predicted model, not a curated record. Lineage: Eukaryota; Metazoa; Chordata; Mammalia; Perissodactyla; Rhinocerotidae. Gene Ontology annotation, molecular function: neuropeptide hormone activity. Gene Ontology annotation, biological process: neuropeptide signaling pathway.